Messenger RNA from Zootermopsis nevadensis, 2077 nucleotides. The record is from RefSeq and is a predicted model, not a curated record. Lineage: Eukaryota; Metazoa; Arthropoda; Insecta; Blattodea; Termopsidae.
AUUUUCAGACGACAGUGACUACCUGCCCCAUCCCGUGAGGACCGCCGUUGGACAAGCCAGCCGUCCCGCUUCGGACACCAGUUACAUCCGUUUCGUGGAAAUCGCCCCAGAUGGCAGUGAUGACUCGAGUCCGAUCGCCGGCGAUGAGGGCGCAAUGCCAUCUCUUGUCUUUUGGCCUAACCUGGCUGACCUUGAGGUCUUCCUGGCUAAGACCGGCAAUUUGAAGCCCUGGAAAGUUGAGACCGGAAUCUCAGGGAAGGAGAGCCGGUUCAGGCGCAGUCCGGGUCCCUUGGGUGGCGGUUCUCUUCUCUUCUCAGGGCCCAGUAGCAGCUUCUCGUCCAGCCAGAGCAGCUCCUCCUCGUCCUCCGGAGGCGGGGCAGGGGGCAGCUUAAGCAAGAGCGGCUCUUCCUCCAGUAGCGGGUCCUUCGGAGGAACACUUGGCGGCGGUGUGGGAGGAAUCGGAGAGGGAGGAGGUGGAUAUGGAGGAAGCAGUAAAUUUUUAGGCGGAGGUGGGGGUGUUGGAGGCGGCGGCAGUGGAGGACACGGAGCAGGCAGUGGGCUGAGUGGAGGAGGUUAUGGAGGUGUUGGAGGCGGUGGACUUGGAGGCGGCGGAUUUGGAGGCAGCGGCAGUGGAGCCCAUGCAGGAAUUGGUGGAUUUGGAGGCGGCGGUAGUGGCGGACACGGAGCAGGCAGUGGGCUGAGUGGAGGAGGUUAUGGAGGUGUUGGAGGCGGUGGACUUGGAGGCGGCAGAUUUGGAGGCAGCGGCAGUGGAGCACAUGCAGGAAGCGGUGGAUUUGGAGGCGGCGGCAGUGGCGGACACGGAGCAGGCAGUGGGUUGAGUGGAGGAGGUUAUGGAGGCGGUGGACUUGGAGGUGGUGGACUUGGAGGCGGAAGCAGUGGUAGUCAGUCAAGCUCCGGUAGUUCAAGCAGUAGCGGAGGAGGAGGCAUUGGAGGCGGACAUGGCGGUGGCGGUCUUGGAGGCGGCGGACUUGGAGUUGGCGGCAGUGGCGUACACGGAGGAGGAAGCGGACUUAGUGGAGGAGGUUAUGGAGGUGCUGGAGGCGGUGGAUUUGGAGGCGGAGGCAGUGGAGCCAAUGCUGGAAGCGGUGGAUUUGGAGGCGGCGGUAGUGGCGGACACGGAGCAGGCAGUGGGCUGAGUGGAGGAAGUUAUGGAGGUGUUGGAGGCAGUGGACUUGGAGGUGGUGGACUUGGAGGCGGAGGCAGUGGUAGUCAGUCAAGCUCCAGUAGUUCAAGCAGUAGCGGAGGAGGAGGCAUUGGCGGCGGACAUGGCGGUGGCGGUCUUGGAGGCGGCGGACUUGGAGGUGGCGGCAGUGGCGUACACGGAGGAGAAGGCGGUCUUAGUGGAGGAAGUUAUGGAGGUGGACUUGGAGGCGGUGGACUUGGAGGCGGUGGACUUGGAGGCGGUGGACUUGGAGGCAGUGGACAUGGAGGCGGAGGUAGUGGUAGUCAGUCAAGCUCCGGUAGUUCAAGCAGUAGCGGAGCUGUUGGAGGAGGAAUUGGGGGCGGACAUGGCGGUGGUGGACUUGGAGAUGGCGGAUACGGUGGAGGUGGAUCAGGAGGAGGCGGCCACGGUGGAUUCAGAGGUGGUGGUUAUGGAGGUGGCGCCAGUGGAAGUUCCUCGAAGAGUUCAGCCUCCAGCUCCAGCCAGAGCGGUGCAGGCGGGCAUGGGGCAGGGUGUGAUUCCUGUGGAGGCGAUGAAAAUAUCCUGCUGUCAAGAAUCGGAUCGUCUGAUGACGGCUCAACUGGAGUUGGCGGCAGUGGCGCCUCUACGGGCAAGGGCGUGUACUCGGCCUCAAGCUCCUCGAUUGACCACACCGGAAGAGUCACGUACAGCGCUCACGCGGGAAAAGUGUGAAGCUCUACGUACAGAUUUGCAGAUCAAAUUACUGCAAAUGAAACCCAAUAUUCAUUGUUGUCAGCUGAACAGCAACAAUAUGUUUUAAUAAAUCACGGUUGUAAACAAACUUUCACGGACUUUUAUGACAUUAACGUGUACUCUCUUCUUUGUACUCUAUUCUGAGGCCUCAAUUACAUGCUUCUCAGUCUGUCCAGUAAA